This is a messenger RNA of Symbiodinium pilosum, 792 nucleotides long. The record is from the annotation of a GenBank genome assembly. NCBI's taxonomy places the organism in Eukaryota, Dinophyceae, Suessiales, Symbiodiniaceae.
AUGGAGGGCCUCAACAACGGCGACACCGCAUGGAUGGCCAUGUCCUGCGCCUUGGUGCUCUUCAUGACGCCCGGGCUAGCAUUCUUCUACGGCGGACUUGUACGCGACAGCAACAUCGUCAACACUAUGAUGAUGAGCAUCAUCUCCAUGGGGCUCACGACCCUCACUUGGCUGAUCUUCGGCUUCACCUGGUCGUUUGACGAAUGGGGCGCUGGCAAGGGCUUCACCUACGUAGGUUUCCGCAACCUGGACACAGUGUGGCCCGACACCACCAUGCCAGGCAUGACUUUUGCUGUGUUCCAGAUGACAUUUGCCAUCAUUGCAGCGGCGAUCAUUUCCGGCGCAGUGGUGGAGCGCAUCCGCUUCUCUGCCUAUGCCAUCUUCAUUGUUGUGUGGGUGUUGGCAGUAUAUGUCCCGCUGUGCCACUGGAUUUGGGGCGGCGGCUGGAUCGCCGAGAUGGGCGCCAAGGAUUUUGCGGGUGGCACAGUCGUCCACAUCAGCUCCGGCACCUCCGCCUUUGCACUAGCAUCCUUGCUGGGUGAGCGCAAGCACCGCGCUGAGUCCUUCCCUUCGAACCUUCCCUUCGUCAUCCUUGGAGGAGGCAUCCUGUGGCUCGGCUGGACCGGCUUCAACGGCGGAUCCGCCUUCGCCGCGAACGGUGACUGCGCGCUGGCUAUCGCAACGACCUACGUCGCAGCCGCUGCGGCGAUGGUCAUGUGGGUCACGGUCGAGCGGAUCCUGGAUGGAGCCCCCACGUCCAUCGGUGCCAUGUCAGGUGCAGUCGCCGGACUU